Molecule: messenger RNA, 1136 nt
Organism: Drosophila yakuba
Lineage: Eukaryota; Metazoa; Arthropoda; Insecta; Diptera; Drosophilidae
Product: zinc finger protein 544
Exons: 4
Coding region: 89-1060 (323 amino acids)
Biological process (GO): regulation of transcription by RNA polymerase II
Cellular component (GO): nucleus
Molecular function (GO): zinc ion binding; RNA polymerase II cis-regulatory region sequence-specific DNA binding; DNA-binding transcription factor activity, RNA polymerase II-specific
Source: RefSeq, a predicted model, not a curated record
UCGCCCCGAAGCCGCACAAAUUUUAAUUGUUUGGUCGGUAAACAAAAUCAUUGAAUAUUUCGAAAUUCGUGCUUGCGAUAACAGAAGAAUGCAUACCAACGUAAAUAAAAAGGACUUUCAGUGUCGCAUUUGCUUGGUGCAGCCGAAGGACGAGUCCCUCAUGUGCACGGAGCCGGAUUUUCCAGAUCAAAUCAAACGGUGCACUGGAGUUGAGUUGAGUGAGAGUCCCAACUGUCCCAAUCGCAUCUGCACUAGCUGCGCACUGCUUUUCAGAGCGGCCCUCAAACUCAGAUCGCUUUGCCAGCAGACGGAGAAGGAGCUGAAGGAGCAGAAACUGCAGGAGCUAAACAUAGAGAUUGUUUACGAUGAGCAGGAGACCACAAAGAAGAAAAGGGAAUCAAGAGACCUUUCAAAGAAUGAGGCUACCGGCACCGACAGCGAGGUCGAGUACGAGUACCUAGAGCCCUACGAUGUGACGCUGGAGAGCAGCGAGGAUGUGGCCGGUAGUGCCGAUGAAUUGGUCAGCAUAGAGCCCGCCAACUCUGCUCCAGAGGAAUCAGUCUAUUCACUCAGUCCCAAACCGCAAACUUUUGAGGAUGAGGACUCCGGACAGGCUACUUCCUUUACCUGCCAUAUAUGCAACAAUGUCUAUUCCGAGCGGGUAAAGUUGAAUAACCACAUGAAAGUCCACAGCACGGAAAAACCCCAUGAGUGCGAGAUCUGCCAUAAACGCUUUCGCCAGACCCCGCAGCUGGCGAGGCACAUGAACACGCACACUGGCAAUCGUCCCUACAAAUGUGACUACUGCGACUCCAGGUUCGCCGAUCCCUCCACACGCAUUAAGCAUCAGAGAAUUCACACCAACGAACGACCGUACAAAUGCAAGUUCUGCAGCAAGUCCUUUGGCUACUCCAAUGUUCUCCGGGUUCAUUUGAAGACCCAUACGGGUGAGCGUCCAUUCAGCUGCCAGUACUGCCAGAAGUCCUUCUCUCAGCUGCACCAUAAAAAUACUCACGAAAAAUCACACAAAACGCCGAAAGAGGCGAAAGCAUGGCAGUGACUUACGCAAAUAAUUAAAGAGCGAAUUACACAUGUUUCUCUUUGAAAAUUGUUCAAUAAAUGGUUCAAAAAUAAAA